AUGAGUGACAUUUCGGACUUCAGUGAGUCGGACUUCGACAAGCCUCCUCCUCCUCCUCCUCCAAAAGGGGGCCUGGCCCGCGGUAAGACAGGAAAGGUCCCUUUCCCCCCAACGAAGAACGCAGCAGCAGCAGCGGCAGCAAAACUAGGGCCCUCUUCUUCCGUAGAAGGAUUGGGUGCCGACCUGAAGAAGGGGGAUAAUAAGGACGGAGCCAAAGACCUGAGGAAGGCUGGCAGCAACGUAAGUGGAGAUAAGGACAAAGACAAAGGCGGCAAGACUGAGAAUGAGGGAGAAAAGAAAUCCUCAAAGCCAGUUGGGCGCCGUGCAGGCAGCGGUCCUCAGAGCCAGCCGUCUCUGGACAAAGCCACAGGCGUUUUGUCUCCGCCAGAUUUCUUCAUUUCUAAGAUAGUUCAUGACGGCCAGUGCUUUACUCCCCGCGUAGGGCACUGUGUGGUGGAAGCCAAGGGUUCAGUUUACCUAUUUGGCGGGGAAAACGAAGAGAAGACAUCAUCAGAUGAUAUGAUUAGAUUCGAUCCGAACACCAAUGACUUUGAAUUAGUAGACACUAAGGGAUCUGGCCCUGGCCCCCGACGCGGCGCGAGCUUGACUCUGUGGCGGCAGAGUCCUACAUCUGAGCCCUCUCUGUUACUAUUUGGGGGGAUGGAUGAGUCUCAGGUUGCAGUGUCUGAGUCAUGGAUGUUUGAUCUGGCUUCUAGACAGUGGAAAGAAAUGGCUUUCAAAAAUAAGCCCGACGCCAGGCACUCGCACGCUUCAGUUUAUCACCAACAGAAGGGGACCCUCCUCGUUUUUGGCGGACAAGGGGCGGAAGGAAAUGUCCUUCAAGACGCGCAUAUUCUUGAAGGAUCUUCCUGGCGCACCCUCGAGAGUGCAACUGAUACGCUUGCUCCUUGUGGCCGCUGUGGCCAUUCUGCCUCUCUCUGUGAACUGUCUAACAAAUUUGUCGUUGCCGUUUUUGGUGGGGAUAUUAGCGGCACAGGAAAGGGAGAGAACGAUUUGUGGCUCUAUGAUAUAGCCCAAGACAGCUGGGAUAUAAUAGACGAAUAUGCGGGAGAACCGCCCUGCCCUCGAUGGAAACACGCAGCGGCUUUCUUUGACAACAGGCUUUGGAUUAUUGGAGGGACGUACGCAGGAUGGUUUAGGAACUAUAUCAUGUCUGACUUCUUCGUAUUUGAUUUCCUGGCGAAAUGCUGGUUCAAGUGCGACGUGGAUCCGAAGGACUUGGGCUCUCACACGGAUGUGGGCUCGCUCACGGUGCUGCCAUCUAGCAGAGCCAUCUUUAUAUUUGGAGGGGCCGACCAGAGAGGUUGCCCCUGCGCCGAUGUGUAUCGAUUGGCCCCCGUCUGCACGACAAUUUCCUUGUCGGGCUUACGGCAGGACAUGCAGCGCACUGUUGCUGAAGUUAAGCAGAUGAGACUCGAAAUGGACAAGACCCUGCAGGAAACGGGCGAACUAAAGGAAACAGUGACACAGAUAGCGUCCCAGACGGAGGCAGCUGAGGCGAAGCUGCAAGGCGUGGCGGACACAGCUUCGAGCGCUAGCCAGCAAAUGGCUGACCUAGUCAAGGCCCAGCAGCAGCUGCAAGCCAGCCUCAAACGCAUAGAAGAAUCUGUUGCGCAAGCAGAGGCGUCAGUCAAGUCGUUCAGUAACAUAGAAAAGAGGUUUGGCGUUAUGGAGGUCACAGUACAAGAGGUUCUCGCCAAACUGGAACAAAAAGCAGAUAUUAGUAGCCUAAGGGCGAUCGCGGCUAAAGUGGGAACCGCAUCAGAUGAUGAGGAGGCAUAG
Messenger RNA from Eimeria necatrix, 1803 nucleotides. Its product is annotated as kelch motif domain-containing protein, putative. The transcript has 6 exons. The coding region runs from base 1 to 1803 and encodes 600 amino acids. NCBI's taxonomy places the organism in Eukaryota, Apicomplexa, Conoidasida, Eucoccidiorida, Eimeriidae. Gene Ontology annotation, molecular function: protein binding. The record is from RefSeq and is a predicted model, not a curated record.